CCUGCUACAGACUGGAUAUCAAAAGCUUCAUUGUGCAUUGAGCAGCCUAGGUCCCUAGUGUGCCAGGGAGGAGGCGGUAGGAGGGACACCGUUGGGAGGCUCCCAAAGCUCUCUGGCUGGUGUUCCCUGGGGCCCUGGCCCGGGAGGAUGGUGCACACAUGGGUGGCUGUUUCUGCAUCCCCAGGGAGCGGAGUCUGCCCUGGAGCUCAGGUAAAGAAAGUCCUUCCAAGGAUCCAAUCAUAUCAAGUGAGGGUUUAUCCUCAUCCGAACAUAAGGAAAACUGUUUCCUGCCACAGAACGUGACACCAGAUCUGACACUCUCCUUCUGCGUGAGGAGCCGCUCCAGGAAGUGUGUAAACGGACCCUUGCAGGAAUCUGCCCGGAGGCGGCUCUGGGCACUGGAGAAUGAGGACCAGGAUGUGUGCGCCUUGUUUAAGGAACUUUCAGCAAGGUUGGUGAGUAUCCAGUCCCAGAAGGCCCAGUUCAUCCUCACCUUCAAGACCAUGGAAGAAAUCUGGAAAUUCUCCACCUACCUGAAUUUAGGCUAUGUGUCCACUUGUUUGGAACACCUUCUCUUUGACCACAAGUACUGGCUCAACUGCAGGUUGGUGGAGGACACAGAGAUUCAAGUGUCUAUAGAUGAUGAACACCUGGAAACCAUGUACCUGAGUCUCCUGGUACAAGAAGGCCACUUCUUCUGCAGAGCCCUGUGCUCCUUGACUCAGCCAGCUGAGAAGGAGGGCGAGUGUUUGACACUUUGCAAGAAUGAGCUAAUCUCUGUGAAGAUCUCUGAAGGAGAAUCUGAGUGGGAAGGCGUGUCCUUAGUGACUGGUCAGCGGGGCUUCGUGCCUGCCUCAGUCCUGGAGCCUCUGCCUGUCCCUUUCCAUCAAUGGUUCCUAAAGAAUUAUCCAGGAAAUUGUGGUCUUUCCAGGAAGAAGGAUUGGACAGGCUCCUAUCAGAUGGGCAGAGGACGAUGCAAGGCCUCGAAGGAUUAUGAGCGGAAAGAAAAGGACGAACUGAGCUUCUGCCAGGGAGAAAGCAUUGAGAUUGUGGGCUUCGUCAUCCCCGGGCUUCAGUGGUUCAUUGGGAAGUCAAUGAGCUCAGGAGAAGUGGGCUUUGUCCCCACCAAGAGCAUAGAUCCCGAUUCCUGCUCUCCAAUGAGCAAGAACUCUGCGUUUUUCAGUGAUGAGGAAAGGUGCUCACUGUGGGCCCUGGGAAACAACAAGAAAGAGGAGUGUGCCAGCUUCCUCCACGCACUGGCUCAGACUGACAUCACAUCUGUCUACAGGCUUAGUGGGUUUGAAUCCAUCCAGAAUCUUCCCAAUGAUUUGAGCGCAUCCCAGGCUGAAGGCUUCCACGAGGCCAGGUCUGGUGGAGCCUGGGAGGAGCGACAGUUCGUGGGCUCCAGAUACUCCAGCAGCUCCGGGGACUCCCACCUGGAGGAGGAGGAGCUCCUCUCAGCCGCCUCUGACAGCUAUCUCCUCCCGGAACCUGAUGACCUUGAUGAUCCCGAACUUUUCAUGGACCUCAACCCUGAUCAGGAUGAGGAGGAGGCUGAUAACUUUAGCUCCAUAUUGGCUUUUUUGGAUCAUGAGGGUUACACGGACAACUUUAAGAGCCUGUACGAUUUCUCCUUCUCUUUUCUUACUUCUUCGUUUUACAACUUCUCUGAAGAGGAUGAGCUUGUGGCCUAUCUGGAGGCCUCCAGGAAGUGGGCCAAGAAGAGCCAUAUGACCUGGGCGCAUGCCCGGCUCUGCUUCCUCUUGGGCCGGCUGAGUGUCAGGAAAGUCAAGCUCUCCCAGGCCAGGGUGUACUUUGAGGAGGCCAUCCACAUUCUCGAUGGGGCCUUUGGGGACCUAUCCUUGGUGGCCUCUCUGUACAUCCACUUGGCUGCCAUCUAUCUGAGACAGAGGCUGGUGCAUAAAGGCCCAGGCCUGCUGGAAAAGGCAGGGGCUCUGCUGGCCUGCCUGCCGGACCGUGAGUCCAGUGCCAAGAGCGAGCUUGAUGUGGUGGCCUAUGUGCUGCGCCAGGGGAUUGUGGAGGGCAGCAGCCCCCUGGAGGCCAGGGCCUGCUUUCUGGCCAUUCAAUUGCUCCUGAAGCUAGGCCGGCAUGAGGAAGUCCUGCCCUUUGCUGAGCGCCUGCAGCUCUUGUCUGGACAUCCUCCUCCUUCAGAUGCUAUGGCCACCAUCUUGAGUUUUCUCUAUGACAAGAAAUAUCUUCCGCAUCUUGCAGUGGCCUCUGUCCAGCAACGUGGUACUCAGAGCGCUCAGGGCACAUCUUUUCCGGUUUGGCAGGUCUACUUGGUCCUCCAGAAUACCCCCAAACUCCUUGGCAUUUGUUCCUCAAGCUGGGGUGAAGUUUCUGCCCUGGCCUGCCCAAUACUCAGACAGUCGCUGGCUGCCUGUGAGGAACAAGCUGACUGGAGUACCCAGAGGGCUCUGUGUCUCAUCCUGUCCAAAACAUACCUCCAACACAGGUCUCCUGAUGGUGCCAUCCACUACCUAAGCCAGUCCUUGAUGCUGGGGCAGCUGCUGGGUGAGCCAGAAGUCUUUGAGUCUUCCCUCUGUCUGGCAUGGGCCUAUCUCUUAGCCAGACAGGCGAAGAAGGCUCUGGAAAUUCUUGAGCCACUGUUAUGCUCCCUGAAGGAGACAGAAAGUGUUGCCCAAAGUGGAGUGGUCCAUAACCUCCUGGGGCUUGCACUCCUAGAUGAAGGCUGUGUGAGCAGAGCUGCCAUGAACUAUCUCCAGGCCUUGAACAGAGCUUGGGAGAUGGGGGAUGUACAUAACCAGGCAGUGAUUAUGGCCAAUCUUGGUUACCUGACCUUCAAGUCCUGGGCUCCACAGCCAGCCAGGGACUUUCUCCUUCAGGCAGUCCAACUCUAUUCUGAACUCCAGACCUGCAAGGAGACCGACAUGGAAUUAGUACAGGUGCUUCUCUGGCUGGCUCAAGUUCUGGUGUCUGAACACCAGCUGACCCACGGUCGCCUAUGUUAUGAAAUGGCGUUGCUGUUUGGCUUAAGGCAUCAACAUUUAAAGAGUCAGCUUCAGGUCACCAAAUGCCUCUGCCAUUUCUACAGCUCUGUGUCCCCAAAUCCUGAGGCAUGCAUCAUGUACCAUGAGCGCUGGCUGGCCCUGGCUCAGCAAUUCAGGGACAGGGAGAUGGAGGGGAGGCUGCUGGAGUCCCUUGGGCAGCUCUAUCGAAACCUAAACACUUCCAGGUCCCUCAGGAGGUCCCUCACCUGCAUCAAGGAGAGCCUGCGUAUAUUCAUUGACCUCGGGGAGACAGACAAGGCUGCUGAGGCCUGGCUGGGGGCUGGGCGACUCCACUACCUCAUGCAGGAGGACGAGCUGGUGGAGCUGUACCUGCAGGCAGCCAUCCAAACAGCUUUGAAGUCAGAGGAGCCCUCCCUGGCCCUCAAACUCUACGAGGAAGCUGGCGAUGUGUUCUUCAAUGGGACGCGUCACCGGCACUGCGCGGUGGAGUAUUAUCGGGUUGGGGCUGUUCCUUUAGCAAGGAGGAUGAAGGCACUGAGAACUGAGCUCCGCAUUUUCAACAAGCUGACAGAAUUGCAGAUCAGCCUUCAGGGCUAUGAGAAGGCUUUGGAAUUUGCCACACUGGCUGCCAGGCUAAGCAUUGUCACAGUCUUCCAAUUCCUAGGAGAUCAGAAGCAGGAGCUGGUGGCCUUUCACCGCCUAGCUACCGUGUACUACGCACUACACAUGUAUGAGAUGGCCGAGGACUGCUACCUAAAGACUCUGUCCCUUUGCCCACCAUGGCUGCAGAGUCCCAAGGAGGCGCUAUACUAUGCUAAGGUAUAUUGUCGCCUGGGCCAACUCACCUUCUACCAGCUGAAGGAUACCCAUGAUGCCAUUGAGUACUUCCUGUUGGCCUUGGCAGCAGCCGUCCUGCUGGGUGACGAAGAGCUGCAGGAAACCAUUAGGAGCAGGCUGGACAACAUCUGCCAGAGCCCCCUGUGGCAGGACAGUCCUUUGGGGUGCUGCUCAGAGAGGGCGUGGUGGCUGAGUGGCAGGGGCCUGGCCCUCUGAGGAAAGCUGUCCCAUCUCUGACCAUUUGGUGUGGCCAACUGCUGCUUCCUUGCCGUAGGCUCUUAGGUCCUAAUCAGGAGGGUCUGAGUCACCACCUGGCCCAGCCUCCUCAUUUUACAAUGAGAAGAGUGGAGCCCAGAGGGAGAGGGAAUCAUUCCCGGCCACACAAGGCGCUGAUGAUGGAGCUGCUGUGGGAAGUCCUGGCUCAGGGCUUUGCUCCGGAGCCUUCUCCAGGUGACUGUGGCACUACCACACAACCUCUGAAAUGGACUUUCUUGACAUGUGAUUCUGGAGAAAAUGAGAAACCUCGCCCCUGGGAACCUUCCUUCCUUCCCUCGUGAGGAAAUCAGGCACCACGCUGGUGAAGAGGCAGACAGAUUGGAGGAUGUGCUCUUCACCAGUUUUCUCAGGGACAGAUCCCGCCACUUGCCAGUGGAGGAACCCACAGUUUCCUUUCUUUCUUCAAAACCAAAGGAGGUGCCACUCUUCAGGCUUGUGGGGACUGGCAGGAAUGAACCCACUAAGAUCACAGAAUCUUACCUCAGAAUGGCCAGGUCAAGCACACAGCGGGUGAGAUCUGACUGGAAUUCACCAACUCCAUCCAGCCCAGAGGCCAUUCUCCCUCAUAAUGUCCCAGAAACCCCCACAAGCUUUUCAAAGGCCAAAUCUUGAAAACUGAGCAUUAAGAAAAUCAUGACAUAAACUAUAUGUAAAUAGUGUACAUCAUUACAUAUUGACUAUUUAUAUUUACACACACAUUUUUGUCACCUUUAUGGUGGGCACAAAUGAAAUAGGUUGAAGGAUGGGCUAAAGACCAAGGUGCCAUACUGAUUUCAAAACAACUCUGUCAAUUAUCUUUAAAACACCGCAUGGAUUGAAACAACAUUUAUCAUCUCCCAGUUUCUAUGGGGCAGAAUCCAAGUGUGACUUAAAAAUGGUUCAGGGUGGCUCAGGGUGGUUCACAGGUUGCAGUCAAAGUGUCAGCUGGGGCUGCUGUUGUCAUGAGUUAAGUAUCUGCUCCCAAGUACACUGUGUAGUUGUUGGCUGGAGCCCGUUCCUCACUGGUGGAUGGCCAGAGGCUGGCCAGAUGCUGCCCACAGUCACCUGCCCAAAGGGCCUCUCCGUUCAGAGGUUUACAACAUGGCAGUUUGCUUCAUCAGAGUAAACAAGGGAGAAAAACUGGAGUGAGAGUGAGUGAGAGAACCAAGUCACUGUCUUUUUAUGACCAAAUUGCAGAAGUGAUAUCCCUUUAGUUUUGCCUAUUCUAUUAGUUACAAGUGAGUAACUAGAACCAGCCCACACAAAGGGGAAUGGCUACCAAUGGCAUGGACACCAGGAUGUGGGGUAUCAUUGGGCAUCAUUUCAGGAGCUACCUAUCAUACUGUCUGAGGUUUUUUGGCAGGGAGGGUACUAGUGAUUGAACAUAGGGGUGUUUUACCCCUGAGCUAUAUCCCAAUCCAUUUUAUCUUUUAUUUUGAGACAGGACCUUGCUAAGUUGCUGAGGCUGGCCUCAAACUUGACUGCUUCAGUCUCCAGAGUUGCUGGGAUUACAGGCAUUUGCUACCGUGCCUGGCUACUGAAUUCUUUAAUGGAUUCAGGAAUUCUCUAAGGCAGUAACUCAAAAUAUGUUCCCCAAACCAUCAGCAUUGAAAUGCCAAUUCUUGGGCCCCACUAAGACAUAGAGCUCUAGCUCUUGUGAGCUCUCCAGUUGAUUUGAAUGCACACUAAAAUUUGAGGAGCUGUCUAAGAUGGGGGUUCUCAGGUGUGCAUAAGAAAAACCUGAGGAACUUGUUGUGCAUGAAUUUACUAGUUCCCACUCUUAUAAUUUUGGUUCAGUAGGCCAGGGAUAUGUCUCAGGAACAGGCAUGUCAGGUGAGCAACUCCAGUGAUCCUGAUGUGAGUGGUCUACCCUUGCUCUGAGCAGUGUGCACAUGUAAGGAGAUCAGGCCAUCAGGAUCUCCACCUGAGGCCCAUCAGUUUAGGUUUGACUAUGAGACCAUCUGCCCUUUAUUUCUAGCUCUUUGGGCUGAUUGACUGUUGCUCAUUUGGUGGGCUGGGAAGGAAGGGGUGCAUGGAGUUGUUGUUAUGUCUUCUGGUCACCAAGGUUGUUUACACAUAGGCACAUUUUUCUCUUGGGGACUUGGUUGUCAAAUGCUGUACUCUAGAAAGUAUUUUUUUCCUAGGAAGGAAAUGAAAUUAUUUAAUCCAUUACCAUGUAAAAUAGAUGCCAUUUUUCUCCCACCACAAGCAAUAAAAUCUCCGAGCUGGGAGGGAGGAAUGCUGUGGUUGAGGCUAGCCAGUCUAAUCUCCCAUGCAAAGUCCUUUCAACAACAUUCUUGGGAGAUGGUCAGGGGCACAUGCAUUCCAGAACAGUUACACAUCUUGUAUUUGAAGAAGGCUUGCUUGGUCCUGGAACCCUUGCUAUGAACCAUUCCCAAUGUGACUCGGGUUACAGAUUCUUUCCCUUUCCCACCAACUGAUCAUUUUCCUUUGACCAGAUUUGAUGUUAUUCCUCCUAAAAUGAGGUUCCCAGAGCUUCACCAGAAUUUUGUCAUUGGCUGGCAGGUGAAGAAUACGAAGAGAAAUUACUUUAAUUAAUGUACUAUAAUGCUGCAUCUUACGUUUGUGUUGGGGGUUUUCUGCUCUCCAGCAUGCAUAUCUUAAUCUUGGCUCACAUUGAGCUUUAUCAUCACUUAAAGCCUCUUCAUCUUCUCACAUGAACUUCUGUUCGGCCAGAUCUUUCUCAUUUGCUGCAAAUACACAUGUAAAUAGACAUAUGCGUAUAUAAACACAUACGUAGGCACACACACGUAUGUGCAGGGCGUUAUGUCUGUCUACCUUACAUUUCGUUGAAAGUGUUGAUUACAUUUUUCUAAUUCUCUGUGUUUUGAUUCUUCUGUGAAUAUGGUAAAUUUGCCUCUAACCAGAUAUAAAUAUUCAGUGUGCUUCCAAAGACAAGGGUAAGACUUUUUUUUUUUAAUGAGCAAAACAUUAUACUAUAUAAUUGCAAUUACUAUAUCCUAUAUGUAAAUUGCUUGCUUAGUCUUUAAAAGUUUUUGAAAUUUUCAUUUUAAAAAUGGGGGCAGUUUCCCUUGGAAUUGUGUUGAUGUUCUUUUUCUCGUGAUCCACAGAAAGUGAAGUGGUCAUUGGAUCUGAUCUCUAUUUAUUAUAUCAUAGCCAAAGGUGAAUUUGUUACCUUUUUUAUCUUAUUCCUCCUCCCUGAAUUUCUGUGGGUCACUUCCCUCCUGGCUUCUUGUAUUCAAUCUAAAUAAAGAACAAGGACAGAAUUGCAACAUCGUGGAAAACCUGUAGCGUGCUUUCUGGGUUUUCAGGUGCACUAUUUCCCUAACCAAUAGUGUUAACAAUCUGAAUAUGAAUACUACUUUUAUCCUUUUCUUAUUUGAUUUUCCUUUAAGAGAGUUUUAUAUAUAUUGUAUAUGUAGGUGUUCUCUUUUAAUACAAUGUAACUAAUUUGACAGAAGUUUAUUUGGAGAAGGGAAUAUGCAGGGAGAAGAAUGUCAGAAUUGGGGGGUGCAAUUCAUUAAUUUGCAGGGUGACUUUGGGUAAGGCACUUAACUUCUAUGCAUCUUAGAUCUCUGAGAUCUAAAAUAAGUCCCAUUCAAGUUCCUUUUCUGUGAUGUUAUUUUCAUACUGAAUGAACAGCUUAAGAGAUGGUAUAUAGGACAUGAAAUUAUCUUCUUAUACUUUAAUUUUAUUCUCUUCUUUUUAAAAGCAAGUAAACUGAGAAAUAGAAAAGUGAUUUUUCUUCUAGUCGCAUAGAUAGUUAGUGGCAAACACAGCAGUAUUCUAGGUCUCAUGAAUCAAGGAUAUGGUUGCAUGAAUGACAGGAUUUCUGUUAUUCAGGGCCACCUUCACAGGUACAUGUCUGCAUGUUUGCAUGUGUGUAUGUGGGCAUGCAUUUAUUGCUGUAUUCACCAUCCAAAGAUUUUUUUCCCAAGGUUUUAAAAAUAUUAAUUUACAUCUUUUACCAAUAUAGGUUCAUUUUAUAAAGGAGACUGGUUUACAUAUAUGAGAUAUACUUGUAUUGCUUUCCAUAAGUAGAAUACCAUAGAUAAUAACAAAUGUAAUGGAAACAAAAUAAUGCACUAAAUUUGAACUAAGUCCUCUGGUUACAGCAAGUGCCCAGCCUGGGCCUGACCUGGCAUUGUUGGAAACUAGAUGAACAAGUGGCAGGGAAUGAAGAAGACAGACGAACACCAGUCACUUUCUUUUUGAGCACCAGAAAAAUGAAGAAAGUGGCUGAGAGGACUGACCUCCUCACAAGGUCAGUGAUUUCCAAGCCAUAUCUGGGCACAUACUUCCCAAAUCAGGGAAGUUUGGGCCCAUUUGGGUGAGAGAAAAGGGGUAAAUGCUGCACUAUUUAGUGUGAUUCAGGAUCAGAAGCAAUGCAAUGGGAGUCAGUUAUGGGGUAUUAUGGUCUCUAAGAGGAGGGGAUUUUACCAGGCAUGGGAACAAGGGUAUCCUGGAGAAAAUGAUGUCUAAGCUGAGUCCAGAACAGAAAGACCUACUUAAUUCUAACUGUGGUUAGAAAGUUGGUGUUGACAGACAGGGCAUGUGUCAAGCAAAGGUCCAGAGCGGGGAGAAGCAUGUUUCCUGAGAGCAGCAGAGAGUUCAGCAAGGGAUGAGAGUAGGGGAGCAGGGAUGGGAGGUGAAGAAGAGAUUGGAGACGGGGGGAUGGAGAUAGGCACAGGAGUUUGGACUUCAACAUGAAGGUGAGGGAGAACCACAGAAGAGUUACAAAGCCCUGAGAGAGACACACAUGGGACCUGGGCUUUAGAAAGAUGAUUCUGGAAGCAGCCUGAGAAGGGAUUAAGGACAGCAGAAGGGGAGAUGGGAGGCCCAUUAGGACCUGGAUGUUGCAAUAGGCACUUCAGCCCUUAUUUGAAUCUCACCCUUGUCCCUACUAAUGCUCUUUUCUCACCCAGGAUCCAGCCUAGAGUAUCGUAUUACAUUAGUCACCAUGUUUCCGUAGCCAGCUCAGAUCGGUAACAUUUUCUCAGUCUUUUCUUUCUCAGUCCUUUCAUGACCUUGAAGGUUGGGGCCUUUUUCAUUUUGAUAGUUGCUCUUAUUAAGUUGUGUGGGCGAGGGCCAAAGAGGAAGAAAGUCAAGGAAAUGGAUCCGGUACUCACCAGGUGUCAGCAAGGGAACAUAUUUUGGAGUCAGGCAUCCCUGGGUAAGAUUCUGUUUCUCACUGAACCAAGCAUUGUCAAGCAUAUGUCAGAUAGAACACGUAAAAGUACCAAGUACACACAGUGCCUGAUGUAGAAGGUAAAUACUGAUGGUCUGAAAAAGAUUUUUUUUUUUUUUUAAUUUUUAAAUCUUUAUUUCAUACAGAAGGAAAUGGCCAAAGCAAAUCUAUCUUUGGGGACAAUCCUUUGUUCAUGGAAGACUGAAACUUAAAUCUAGGACUCAACAUAAUGAGGCUGUUUUUAAAAUUUAAUUUUUGUGUUCUAAAAAAUGCAUACUAUGACCCCUCCCAUUGGUCUGUUUAUUUUGAAGUUAAGCUUUAAACUUAACAUUUUUAUUUUAGGUUUUAUCUUCUAUUUUGCCAUUCAGUUUCACAUUCUGUUUCUUUCUGGAGAAAACCCUCAAUGUGGAGAACUUGUAGCCAGCCCCCAGCCCCUAGCACCCAGCCUUGGCUGGGAGUCUGGUCCUGCAUUCAGAGACAUGUGGGUCUGAAGCAGGCCUCCCUGAGGGACCUGAGCAAGUUACUUUAUCUCUUUAAGCCUCAAUUAUUCCUCUGCUUGGAGUUUUAAUUGAGACAAUGUGUGUGGAUGGCUUGGCGUGAGCACUCAAUUUGUGGUAGUGUCACAAGGAAGCAGAAUUAAGUAGUCUUAGCAUAUCUGCCUUUGCUCCUUCCUGUGCAGGCAUGGAUGUUGGGGGUGGUCUUUGCUCUUGGACUUUUACCUUGGCCAUAUUACCUCUUGGGUGGGAGGGCAUGUCUUUCCCAGUAUGUACCUACCUGUACUCCUCAUAUUAGUCAAUAUUUUAGAACUCAGAAGGCUUAGUGGACAGAGUCCACCCUGCUGGAAAUCUGAGUUCUGAGAACUUGCAGUUGGUUCACAUUCUUCCGAUGGGUGUCUUCUCUCCAGGGAACCAGAGGCAGGUGGUGGCAGCUUCAAGGGUGUGGACUCUGCCCAUCUGCUGGGUCAGAGGUGAGACCAAGGAUAACAUGUGUGGCUGAGACUCCACAUGGGGUGGCUCAGCUUAGUUUCUCAGGAGAGGCUAGUAUGCAAAUGGGAGGCUUUGCUUUUGAAAUUAUUUAAAGGUAAGAUCUCCAGCUCCCUCUUUUGGGGCUGCUUCUGAUUCACUGUCCAGGGCAUCAAGGUUGAUCAAGGAAUGAGUCCUUCUCAGGUGAGUUUCAGACAGGGUAGGUGUGGGGAGGAUGACUGAAGUCACAUGGGUAAUGAUUGAGAUGGCAGGUUAAUGGAGUAUCCCUCUCUAUGAGAAAUCAAGAGCUCCAGCAGGGGGCAGUAAUGUCUUUCUUAAAUAGUACAUACAUAUCAUUACCAAAGAACGUGUUUAAUAACUCUGGGUCAGCCUACAAAGACAGUUUUCAAAUUGUGACCAACAGUAAGAAAGAUGCUUUACAUUGUAUUCCAGUACAUACAUGCAUAAACAUACAUAUUUGUUGGACAAUUGCUUUCCAUUAAAAAUACUAUUACAGUUAAAAAAUAUGCAGUAUGUCUUGUUAAACAGAUUUCUUUCACUAACACGCAAUAUGAAAAGUGCUGACCUGGAGGUCGGUCUCUAAAAAAGUAUAGGAGGGUUCUGGCUUCUGUUUUUUCUUAAUCUCAUUUGAUGGACAACCUUUUGACACAGGAGACUAGUAUGUUUCAGAAUAAAAAUACUGGUUGACAUUGAAUGCAUUAGGUCUUAUGCAAUACCUUUGUGAGAAUUCUCUCCUGUAAUCCAGCAACACUUUGAGGUAGAUACUGUUAUUUCCAUUGGGAUUUAUACAAUGGAAGUAUUUUGACUAAAUCUGCAUUAAUAAGUGUUUGGGAUGAGAUUCGAACCUAAGUCUCUGCUGCUGAAACCAUUAUGUUUUAUUGUGUGUCUAUGACAGGAAGAUGUUUGUGGGAGAGAUGCUCUCCCUAAUGUGAUAAUGAAUAGAAGCUAGAUUAAAACUUGUAUCUGCAACUUGCAAUAUUGGAAUGAAAUCAAUUCAAUUGAUUCUAGUGGGGUCAAAAAUUGAUAAUAUUCAAAUGGAAAAUGGAAGGAGGAAAAGAAAGGUUAUAAUGACCAUGUGGAGAUAGGGCAGAAGCUUUAUAAACUAGAUUUUGAAGAUUCCUAGUGGGGAGUGAAUGAGAGAAGGAAACUUGCAAGAAACCUUAGAGUCAACAGAAGAGGUGUAUAGACCCCUGAGCAACGGGCGGGCAGCCAGUGCAGCCUCUAGGGUCUCAUUCACCAUGAUCUUAUAGCUUGAAUGGUAGAAGCAAAAAAGGAACUCAAAGACACAAGAGAAUAACCGAUUUUGAUGGAAAAAAGCUGUUAGGAACAUCCUCCUCCUCCAAAUAUGUCAUAUGCAACAAAUAGACUGGGAGAGGCCCACAUUCAUGAGGGAAUGCUUUAAUUCUCAUGCAUAGAUAGUGGUAGAAACAGUUUUUCACUCAGAAUAUUUAUCAAUGCUUGGCUAUCUGUUCCCUUAGCCUCCUAUUUGAUUUGUAUUUGGGAUUGCAAAAUUUACCAUCAUCUAUGAAAAGGAUUUUGAAAUAGGUGACCUCUCCUGUCUUUCAUUUUGGCCUUUCAGAUGUAGAGUAUAUAUUUAAAUAUAGGUAGAUGUAGGGUGUAUAUUUAUAUAUAUUUAAAUGUGAUGAACUUGACUCUCAACUACUUUACUCUUCUUGUAUGGCCUGGAUAUUACAUGUGAAGGAGACUUGUUUUGUUCUUAAACUCUCUUAGAAGUUGAGAACUUCUGGUGUUCGUCCCUUUGGGGACAUACUGGACAUUGGCCUAUGGAGAUACUCCUAGGAAUGUCCCUGAGUUUUCUGACCAUUGUCCUAGACAAGCAGUGGUGCGAGCUGCAUCUGCUUUCCUCCCCAGGGAGCUGCCACAGACCAGCCUGCACUAACAGCUGCAUGGUGAUCCUGGUGACCAAACAGCUAGUUCAUAAACAGAACAAAACUGACUUGUCUGUCCUAGAGCAGGCAGCUUUGGGAUGCUGGUGGGUGGAGGAAAGCAUAGCCAAACCGAGAGAUGGCUUGGUGGAUUUGCAUUUUGAGUUAUUUAAAAUGCCAAGGGAUUAUGUAGACUGAUAUUCUGACCCUCUUCCAAGUCCUGUGGAUUCUUUCCUCUUUUUCCAGUUACAUAAAGUCCGCCUGUCUUUCUUUUUCCUCAUGUCUUUAGAUUAUGUUUUCCCUUUUGCCCGUGCUCUUAGAGCCUUGCGCUUUUCUUUCCGAGCACUUAUCUUAGUUUACGUUAUGCUUUUUGUGACUGAAUUUUGUCUUUCUGUCUUUGAAACAAUGCCCAUGAACUACCUAUACUGGAAGCUCCAUAAGACCCAGGACCUUGUCAGGGCCACUCAUCCCUGUAUUCCAAGUCCAGCCCUGUGUCUGACACAUGGCAGACAUGCAUCAAGAUUUGUUGAGUGAAAGAAUACAAAAAUGAAUGAGUGAGACAUUGGAUUCAGAUUUUGAAUCUUAUUGGCUUCUUAUUGUUUAUGAGAGGGAGAAAGUAUUUAAGCCAUAAUCCGAUUGCUAAUUGCUUAUAAAUAGUGAGGAUAUUGGGUGAUAGGAGAGUUAACAAGCAGAACAGGAGUUCAACAGAAGUUUAUUGACAAUAAUAAACACAAUCUUCAUUUUCUUAGAAUGUAUAAUGAGUAGUUAUAAAUACAGCAAGUGUCUUCCAAAUUUUCUGAUAAUAGUUAUGAGUAGGGAUAACCAUGGUAUUUCACUGAGCCCAUACAAGGUGUUGUGCUAAAGAAUCUACCUACUGUAAUCUUCUAAAUGACCUACAAAGAAUGUGUCAUUAUCACCACUUCCCAGAUGAAGAAAUCAGGACUCAAAAGUAGUUAAGACACGUGCAGAGAUGUGGCCUAACCUGAAAUUCUAUUCUUUCAAUAACUAUGUAAUUCUGGAUACACACUUUCACAUUCAGAACUCAAGACCUUGAAGAGAAAUACUUCUCUAUGUACAUCAGAAUCCCUUUGCUCUAAGGAAGGGUGAUGGCCAGAAAGUGUAAAGGGAGUAACCUUGGUUUAUUGUACUGACACCCCAAUACAUUCUUUCAUUGAUGGAUAGCCUAUGGAAUACUGGGGAGCAGGGAACAGGUGAUAUCUUUAGAAUAUUUUUUUGACCUAUAUGGUCAGAGUAUUGUUUCAGGUCCCAAAUGUCCUUCCUUGGGAAUCAUAAGUUGAGGGUGUGGCCAGAUGCAGUCCCUGUCCCCUAGUACCUGUCAGUCUGCUCAGAGAAGACUGGACACAUGUGAGGUAUAGUUAUUCUAGGAGGAAAAAAUCUGAGUUUACCUCUGAUGGGACAGAGGAGGCAGAUAGCCAUAUCUCUACUCAUUGUCCAUCUGUCCAUCUAUUCAUCCAUCCAUCCAUCCAUCCAUCCAUCCAUCCAUUCAACCAUUCAUCUAUCCAUCUAGUGAACAAGUAAUGACAGUGCCUGACCUCAUAGUGCGUAUGGGCUCCUUGGUAGGACAGGGCCCUCUGAUGAACUUCUUCAUGAAAAACAAGUUCAGAGAUGUUAUAAGAGAAGACUUCUUACCCAAAGUCCUGCAGGUAGAAAAUUAGAGUGGAGAUUCCAGCCCAAUCUUCAUCCAUAUUGCAAGGAUUGCAUGAAAAUUCAGCUGGGCUUUUGCUAAAUCUCAUGUAACUUCAGCUAGCUAGUUCUUUUUCAUCUGAACAAGCAGUCUAAAUAGACAGUGGUACCACUGAAAAGCUCUGUUGUUUAUCAAGUGUGGCCUCAGACAAAUGUUUAAGUUCUUGGUGUCUUACAUUCAUCAUGGUAAACAGGAGUGAAAUAGAACUUUUAGGACCAUUGUGAGGAUCGAAUGAGUUAAUAGAUAUAAAAUACGUGACACAUGUACAUAAUGUUGGCUCUUGUUACAGUGACAGACAUUUCAGAAGAGCCCUUUUUUGGGUGAAGAAGGUAAUGAAUUCAACUUGCAACAUGUGGGGAAAGCACCUCUAUUUUGCAUUCAACUGAAUGUGCAACAAGUGCAGCAUCCAUAUUUUCCACUUGAUUAUGGGUUAUGAGGUCAGAGAUUCUCUGGGUCACCUCUGCACCCAUAGCACUAGAAUAAUGUCUGAUCCAAGGAAGAUGCUCAAAAUUUAUUUAUCAAAUAAAAGAAAUAAGUAAAUGAAUGGACUAUAGGCAUUAUUUACAAUGUGUUUAUACAUGGAUUAAAUAAUGAAAUAAGUAAAUAUGUCCCCUAUAGGACACUUGAUUUGAAAUAGAGAGGUACUUUACCAAGUGUUGGCUUCAUGCAGUGUUGAAGGAUAUGCAAUUUCCAGGAAGAAGUUGGUGGGGGCAGGGGUCAUUCUCUUUCCAGUUUGAACAUGAACCACCAUUCAAGAGUUCUGUGAUGUCCUGGACCAGGCUUGGAGAACAUCCUGAAGUUCUGUCCCAGCCAACCAAGUGGCCAAUCCUCAUGAAAGAAAAAGACCUUUCUUCCUGCCCGCUAGCUUCAAACUGGGGUCAAAGGCCUUGGGCCAGUUUGAAAAUAAAUAAAAGCCCUGAACAGACAAAAGAGAUUCUGGAGCCAGCCCUCAAUGUAAACACCAGCUUUCCUCUCUGGCCAAACUUCCAGGCACUUCUCUGGGCCCAUCAUAACCUUUCUUAACCUACAGGCCUGCAGGCUGUGGCCGGUUCUGGUGGGCUUGUGGGAAGUGAUGGAGAGGCCCUGAAGAAAGUCCAGGCUAGGUCUCUAACAGCUGGUUCUCUGAAAAACAAAAUGUGUGUGUGUGUGUGUGUGUGUGUGUGGUGUGUGUGUGUUCUCAAGCCAUUUUGAAUUUUAUUUUUAUAAAGAAUGUAUAAUAUGCCAUUCACAAAUAACAACACAAUAUCAAUAGUCUUCAUUAUAAAUUCCAUGUAGGCAAUUGAUUCUCAGACAAUGCAUCUAUUUAUUUAUGUGGAACUCUUGUAUCUAGUGUCACUGUGGUUACAAUUGAAUAACCAAUGCAGCUUUGAUGUGAAUGCUGGUUGAUAUUUUUGUGAACAAGUAAAUAUGAAAGAGAAACAACAGAGAUGUUGGAAAUUCCUAAUUCAUCAAUGUGAUUUUUUUUCUGAAUCAGAAAGAAUUCUCUCAGUUUUUGUGCUCAUCUCAAUGUAACAGCUUCAGAGUGGAGAGUUUUAAAUAUACUCUGCCUUUUUAGCAUCACAUUCCUAAGUCUAGAUAAUCAACAGAACUGUACAUUUUAAAGCUCUGAUUUAUAGCAUUUGAAAAUUUCUGCAGUGUAAACAUUCCCCCCUUGCCUGAUGUCAAGCUGCUAAGGUGAUAUCACUGCAUAUGAAGAUGGGAAAGAUGUGCUGGAGCUCAGCAUUAGAGAGUAUUCCUACCAUCACAGAUGUCAUGGUGCAUAAUCAAGAGAACAGAGAGUAGCAAACUCAAGAAUUUUCAAUAUUUAUUAUUUCUUAACAACGUAUCAUAUUUGAUUAUAAAUUUAUAUUCUUUAUAUAAUUUAACUUCGAAUAAGGCUCUGCUUAACCACCUGCUCUCAAAAUUCCUAAAAAUUUAACAACUGGCUCUCAGCAGUGGGUAGCAGUGGGCUGUAACACCCUGAAGUUCCCUCAGACAAAGAAGAUGAGGCCUAGACAGUGAGUGGGCCCAGUCUGGAGUUCAAGUCAGUGCCUGGCAUGACCAGGACAUGGGGCAAGUAAUUCCUAGGAUGCACUGGAAAUGGAAGGCAAAGAGCAAAGAUACUUCUUUUUUUUUUUUACUCAGGUUGCAAAUGAAAUUCUCCAGCAACUUUCCUGCAGCUGAAAGAUAAUUGAUAAUUGUCACUUGACAUCUGUAACAUUUAUUCCGUAGUGUUUCAAUUUUCAUAAGGCAUGCCUAGAGGAGUGUCGUCUCAGCUAGUUGCUAGGAAAUUCAAGAGAACCUACAAGGCAGUUAUUGUCUCAAUCUACCUCCCUUGUCAGAGCAUCGUCUGCAAAUGAUGGCGUCCAUCACUUACCAAACACUGGUGUAGAAAGUGCUGACCUCCUUAUAUUGCUGCUGCCAUUUUGAACCUAUUGUGCAACCUAGCAGAUAUUUUGAUCCCUGUGGUUUUGCACUGAGGAUUCAUUCUCACAGCUGUGACUUUGAAAAUACAGACAAUAGCCAAUUUUUGCCUUAAGUUUUUUUUAAUGCUUAUUAAUCCAUUUCUACUCCAACAUAAUGUGUUUAAACCAUUUCUACUUUUCCCAUCUUUUAAAAAUUUUUAUCAAAAUCAUUCUAUAGAGAUUGAUUUUUUUGCAUAUGAAUUUUUACAAAGAUGGAAUAAUUUAUCAGUUGUGAUUUAUCUGUUUCUAAUUUUAUCUUCUGCCACUGGGAAAUUUUCUAUUUUGGCUUUCUUUUAUUUUUUUCUUCUUUUUUUCCCUCCACAUUUUUAAAUUGGUGCAUUAUGGUUGUACAUAGAGGUGGAAUUUGUUGUUAUAUAUUAAUGCAUGUACCCAAUAAAACAAUAUAAUUUGGCCAAUAUCCCUCCCAGUACUUUACCCAUCCUUCCCCUCUUCCCACACACUGGUCCCCUUUCUCUAUUUUAAUGAGGUCCUUUUGCUUUUAAUGCCAUCACCCUCCAGUUUUCUUUUUGUUUUUCCUCUCUAGCAUCCAUAUAGAGAGAUAACACAUGAAUCUUGAAAUUUUGAAUUUGGCUUAUUUCACUUAACAUAAUGAUCUCAAGUUCCAUUUUCCUGAAAAUGGCAUAAUUUCAUUUUUCUUUAUGGCUGUAUAAUAUUUCAUUGUGUGUGUGUGUGUGUGUGUGUGUGUGUGUGUUAUGGCUUAUUUCUACUAAGUCCAAUUUUCUUUGACUGAAUUUGCUUGAUCUGAGUUUUGUUAGGACAGUGUAGUUUCUCUGUCAACAUUUAGUCAUUAACAUAUUUUGCUUUGUGCAGUUUAGCUGUUGUCAGUUUUAGUUUGGGCUAUUAUUUUAACAAAAACAGGUAGGGACAAAACCCAAUUGAUUUAAGCAUCUAUGGAAACCACAAAUGGGGCCAGGUAGAAGCAGAUUGCACAGAAUCUGAGUGACAUGCCUUGGGCUAAGUUUUCAUUCACAGCAGAUGAGCAGAAAGGCAGAUCAAUGGUAACUAUACCGAUGACAAGAACUUCAAAGAAAUUUAUAAUGAGAUACAGAGGGUCAAAGUUAAAUUCAAGGCUAUCAUGAAUGAUGACUUUCUAAACUAUGCCCACAGUCUUGUGGCAUGUUUUGCUUGACUCUACCCCAGCAGGUCCUUGGUUUAUGUUGGAGGGAUCUGAGUUUCGUCAGUGUGGUGAAGCCUAAGAUCUCUGAGCUUGGGACCAGGUCAUCUGGGAUCCACCACUUGUUUUGAGUAUGUGGGCAAAUCUUUGUCCCACAAAGUUUCUGAUUUACUGUCAAAGAUGGGUUGGUCUUUAAAAGUUUGUAGACUUCUUUGAAAUCCUGAAAAAAAAAAUCUAUGAAAAUCUCCCCUUGGAAUUAUUUAUAUAGAUCCACCCAUAUUUCGCAUAUAAUUUGAGAAGUUUCAUGGACCCCUUCAUGUAGGCCCAAGGAUGAUGAGUUAAGAACACUCAGCCCAGUAUGGAAAAAAAAAAGCCCUCAGUUUAGGUGAUCUGUCAGGACCUAUCCAGGGUUGACAUGCUACCUAGGACUUAGGUGAUAUAUAUGUAUAUAUCUGCUACUUGAUACCUCAGAGCUGACACACACACCACUUAUGGAUAAAAAUGGAGACAUCUAGAAAAGGAAGAUCUGGAACCCUUAGCAUGCAUGAUUAAUCAAUCAGUGUUUUCAUUGUUAUCAUUAGUGGUCAAAAGCAUAGACCUUGGGAUUAUGCUUCUUUGGAUAAGAUGCUUAACCAUUCUGGGCCUCCAUUUUUGCGUGCAUAAUAUGGAAAUAUUAACAGUACCAACUUUGUAGGGCUGUUGUAUGAAAGAUCUACAUAUUCAACUAUGGUAGCUUUUAUUACCUCUAAUGAGCAGAUUUUUAGAUAAUUUAAUCACAGAUGAAGUGGUAACUGUCACAGCUGGUGAGUUUUAGAUAUUAUUUACUUUAACUCUGUCAUUUUACAAAGAGAGAAUCAGAAAGAGAAGGCAUUGCCUGAGGUCACCCAAAGUUGCCCUGUUCACCUGUGUUAGGGUUGCUCUCUGACAUUUCCCUUAGAUACCAGGAAAAUGUGACAGCUAACAUGACGUCAUCAGCACAGUGCUUUUCCAGGACAAGAGGAGGCCUGUCUCCAUGGAUGAGGUCCCAUGUGAUUAUUUACCUUAUUUGUAGAGUUCUCUGACACACCAGCUAUUUCUGCUGUGAGUAUAGAGUGAUUCAGGGCAGGUUGGACAUCAGUGGGUGUAAUUUCUACAAAUGCAAUUUGCAAGAACCUGUGAUGGUACCUGGAAAUUAGUCACUCUAAUUCUAAUUACAAGGCUUUUGCGAUUCCAGCUGAUUUCCAGCCACUCCCAGAGCAGACGUUUCAACCACCCAACUGCAAUAUAUGGGGACUUCUCAAUGUCACCACCAUUGAGAGAACUGGAACCUGUGGGGAAGCCUUUCAGAAAUGACCACCUUAGUAUCUGACCCUAAGCACAAACAAAGGUGGAAGCCUGCUCAAGAAACUUCCAAAGCUCAUCUAUUGGGAGACACAGGGAUGAUCCCAUAAGGCUGGGCUUAGCUUUGUGGAGGGAUCAGUAGAUUUAUGACUGGUAGAAUGAUUUGUGCUGCUGCUUUCUAAAAAGACCUGGGCUCCCUUCCUCAGAGCACAGCAAGAGACUUUUAGUGCCUCCCCUGGUCUGCUGGUUUCAGUGACUGUUAAAUUGUGCAAAGAGCACUGGGCCCACUGCCCGCCCUCUGGGUCCCUGAGUAAGACAAACAGCCCCUUCAUACUUGGUUCCUGUUCUCUAUGGCAUAAUUAUUUUCAGAAUUGAAUAUAAAUAAAAUAUUAGACAAUAUUAUUUGAACACUUAAUAAUUGCUAUACAAAUGAAAUAAUUUAUUAAAGUUUUCCUCUGCAUCCUGCAUUGUGUUCUGUGCUUCUCAGGAAAAACAACAGUUAGUCCCCAGAACCACCAUUGAGGAAGAAUGUGCCCUUGUCCCUAGUGUGUGUGAGGAAACUUAGCUAAAACAAAAUACCUGAGACUAAAUAAUUAAAAAAAUAAUAGAGGUUAUUUGGCUCAGAGUUCUUCAGACUAGAAGUUCAAGAGCAUGGUGCUAGAGAGGGCCUCACACUGCUUCAACUCAGGGCAAAAAGAGGAAGGGCAAGUUGGUACACGCAGAAGGGGCAGAACAUAAGGGCAGACUUACUUUGUAACAACCUUCUGUGGCAAGAACAAACCCAUGCCCAAGGCUUUAAUCUCUCUUUAUGAUCUAAUCACUUCUUAAAGGCCCUACCACCUCUCAAAACUGAGUUGGGAUUUAGAUUCCAACACAUGAACUUUUGGGGGAUCCAUUCAAACCAACUGCAGAAAUGGCAGCUUAGAGGGAUUUAAUCAUUUAAUAAGCUAGGGGCUUGGGGGUGUGACUCUGUGGAAGAUCACUGGCCUACUGGCCUAGCAAGCAUGAAGCCUUGGGUUUAAUCCCCACAACUGAAAAAAGAAAGUAUAAAAAGGGUAUUUUGGGGAUACAAACGCUGAAACCCAGGGUUGUCUAGUUGCAAACCCUGAGCUCACGAUCAUCAUGUUCUCCUGAUGCCUCACUUGCUGUCUGUAUCAGGCAGGUGUCUUAAAGCACUUAAGAUAUACCUUUCCUCACACCAUUGUAGGGCAGAAAAAAAUGUUCUCUCCCCAUGUUAACUGUAGCCCAUGUGGAGUUAUCAGGCUUUCACAAUGAUUAUCCCUAAUAUUUUAAAGGGCCAUACUAAAGUUUUUGGUGAUUCAGAAAGAUGGGUUCCUGAAGUGAAAGGGGUUGAUAGAUAUUCAACAAGUAGCCCUAAUUCUGGUUUUUGUAAAAUAAAAUUUAUGUGAGGCCUUGGUUAGAACUUAUAGUCAGACAGACUAGACUCUGACACUUAGUAGCUUUGGGUCCUUAGAGACAUAACCUCUCUGGGUCUCAGGUUCUUCACCUGUCAGAUGGAAUAUUCUAGAAUGUAACUUAGAGUGUCACUCUGAAAAUUAAAGAAGACAAUGUAUUUAAAGUAGGUUAUGGUUUGGGUAUGGUAUCAUCCAAAUACUCCUGUGUUCAUGCAGGAAUAUUCAGAGGUAAAAUGGUUAAACUAUGAGACCUAAUCAGUCCAUACUAGUGUGCAAGGGCUAACUGGGUGGUAACUGUAGGCAGGUGGAGUGUGGCUGCAGAAUGUGGGUUACUGGGGGAAUUUCCUAGAAGGGUGCAUCUGCUUUACAGCCCCUUCCUCUCUCUUUUAAUAUUUCCCAACUGCCACAUCCUUUGGCCACAGUGCUCUGCCUUACUUCAGAUCCAGAGCAAUGGAGCUACAAAUCACGGACCAAAUCUCUGAAACCAUUAGCCAAAAUAAACUUUUCCUUCUCUAGGUUGUUAUUGUCAUGUAUUUUGGUUCAGCAACGAAGAACUGACUAACAAAUAUUACUUAGCUCAGAGUUUUCUUGUGUUUUUUUUUUCUUUUUUUAGAGAGAGAAAGAAUUUUUUAAUAUUUAUUUUUUAGUUUUUCGUGGACACAACAUCUUUAUUUUUUAAUUUUUUUAUGUGGUGCUGAGGAUUGAAUCCAGCACCCCAGAGAGAGAAUUUUUUAAUAUUUAUUUUUUAGUUUUCGGUGGACACAACAUCUUUAUUUUUAAAUUGUUUUUAUGUGGUGCAAAGGAUCGAACCCAGUGCCCUGUGCAUGCCAGGCGAGCAUGCUACCGCUUGAGCCUCAUCCCCAGCCCCUAGCUCAGAGCUUUGUAUGUAACAAAUAUUCAACAAAUAAUAACUAUUGUAAUUUUGACCAUGUGUGCUCAAUAAUAAACAACAGCAGCUAAUGUUAACUCGGCACUUCCUGCAAGGCUGACGGUGGGUAAGAAUUUUGCAUGUAUGAUCUUAUGACUUAGGGUUGAUAUUAUUAACAUGCCCAUUCUAUAGGUGAGGAAACCAGGGCUUGAGAAGUUCCGCAAUUUGCUUAAGGUGUCGCAGCUUCAGUAUCAGGGGCAGGAUUUGGAUUCAAUUAGUCUGGCUGCAGGAUCUAUGCUCUCUACCACCAAGCAGUUUUGAUUGUCUUCUGCCCUGACUUGGCUUUUUCAGUAGCACUGACUCCAGGGUAACAUGGCCAUCAGUCAGAUUUUCUCAUAUCAGUCAGCAAUAUGACAGUGUAUGAAUGAGUGAGUGUGUGUGUGUGCAUGCGUGUAUGUGUAUGUUUGUUGACAAAGGCCAGGUUGCAGUGAUAGUUAUGAAUAUUUCCAGGUCAAACUGAUGCUCAAAGAACCAUAUAUUGGUGUCUCCAAAGAGAAACUACUUUUUGUCUUACUAUGAAUAUAUUUUACACAGGCAAUGUCCCAAGGGAGAAAGGACCUGCAGGUGUGACCAGAGAAUAUGUGAAGGAAAGAAAAAAUCAGAGCAACCCAUCCUAUCCCAGAGCACAGCACCAUGAAAUGUUCUUUAAGGGCUACUGAGUUUCCCCAGGAUGGUUUUCCUAAGAGAAAAAUGCAGAAAGAACUGGGGUGAGGGAAAUACAUUUUUGAAGACUGCUUAGGACUAUCUCAUGAAGGAGAAACAGUCCUCAUCCCAUCCACACUCAGCGCACUUACUAACCCCAAGAAACCAUUCUUUUCUAUUGUGCAUUCUAUCCUCUCCCAAGUGCUGAAGGAUUGAUCUAUAGAGACAGUCUCCAAGUGCCCUGGUUGCUACUUGGUUAUUCCAUAGCAAUCCUUUCCAGACACCUCUGAGUUCCAGAUCAUUGAAGGUCUUGGGUCUCUAUAACUCUUCCCUGGGCCUGUUUCCCAGAUUCCCCUGAAUGGGUUAUCUCAGCACUCACACACUUGAAGGAUGACAACAAAUUGCCACCAGACAGAAAAGCUACCAGCACCAUCUGGACAAUGCAGAAUUAUGUCUAUGACUCUACCAACAUAAAUAAUCAAUCUGAAAAUGUGAACAUUUUGCCAUCCCCAAACCUCAGAUAUCAGUCCUUCCUUUAGGGUGACUUCCAAGGUCAGAGUUCUGUUGCUUGAGCUAUGGCUUCUGUCCAAUAGUUCAACAACUGUGGUGCAAUUUCUGUGUGUGAAUAUAGAGAUGUUCUUCAACUAUGUUUAGGCUGCUUGAGAGAUAGACAGGUUUCUAAUUUCAUCUCAAAGUACUCAGUAUCUGUGAGUCACUAACAAACCAAUUCACCUUUCUGAGCCGUGGCUCUUUCAAGUGUAAAUUGGGGAAUAUAAAUAUCUGUGUCAUAUCAUAAGGUUAUUGUAAAAUGAAUAAAGCCCUGUAUCUAAAGCACUGAUCAUUGUGGCUGGAAUAUAGUAGAUAUAAUCAAUACAUUAGGUCUUUCUUUUAGCCUGUGACUUAAACCCAUGAUAGAGAAAAAAGACCCAAGAAGCAAGUUCAAUGACUCCAAAAAGAAUUGAGACAUAUAAAGAAAACAGUUCAGAGAACGAUGAUGAUAGCAAAUUUUUCUACAACUCAAGGCAAUGUUAUGUAUGUGUUGUAUGUACUUAAGUGUCUGUGGUUGGUGGUUAGUAUUAUUUUUCUCAUGUUUGGCCUCAGUAAGGCACAACUAGACCAGAUAAUGAGCAUCUCAGACCUAAAGAAGAAAGCCAAGUAAUAUCCUCUGAACAUUUGAGUUAUGGAGAGUCAUCGUGUUUUUUGAGCAAUAAGAUGAACAAGUGACCUGCCCCAGAACUUCUGUGCUGUUCUUUGUUAUGAGAGAAAGGUUGUAAGACAUAGUUUGGAUGCAGAAUUGCAACUUCCAAAAAAAUUCUUGUGGCUUAUGGGAAAGAGUAUUUGAAAGUGGGAUAAUUUAAAAACACAUGUUCACAAGAGCUAUAGACUCCAAUCAUAGACAUAUAAUUGGAGCCAAUUAGUUUUAAAAACUCAAGUUCAUUCGAAACAUUUCCAAAUUCAAUAGGAAAAAAAUCAUAACUUCAAAUUUUAAUUUUGAGAUAUUUUAAAUAAAACAUGCUAUUUGUGAACAUCUGCUAAGAAAGGGCAAAAUCUUGCAAAUAUGUGAGUGUAGAUGACUUAGAGAGCAGCUCAGGAUCAUGAAUGCUUGUAAAGGAAGUUGAGGCAGAGUUCUACUUGUUCAUGGCUGCAUAAUCAACCACCCUGGAACUUUUGACCUAAAACAAUACCUGUGGUCUCUUGACCUAUGGUGCUUGUUGGGCUCCUCUGCACAGUACUUGCUUAGGAUUUCAUGUGGUUUCAGUCCAAUGGUGGUUGGAGCUGGAACAAUCUGAAGGUCCCAUUGGGUUGGACAUCCAAGAUGGCUCCUCGCAGGGCUGAUAGUUUAUGCCAGCUGUUGACUAAGAGCUUAGCUGGAGCUGGGGUUUAGCUAUUGGAGCACUAAGGCAUGGUGCUCCUCUUUUGGUUUGGGUUUCUAAGAGAGAAGAAGCAUGGUGACCAAGUUCUAAGAUAGAACAUGCUAAGAACUAGCACUUCAGGAGACAAAAAUAGGAAUUGGAAGACUUCCUUAGACCUAGCCUGAGAAGUCCCACAGUGUCACUGCUGCUUUGUUCCAUUUGUCACACAAGAAGUCCAGAUUUUCUGCAGGAGGAGACUGUUCAAUGUGAUAGAUACUGGGAGUACUGGGGUGUAUCUUUGAUAUAGUUAGAUGAGAAAAUGCUCUCAUUUGGAGUAGGAUUUUUGAAAAUUAUUUUCAUUUCCAUGGAAAAAGGAGUAAGGAUGCUUCAUCUCCUGUUCUUCAUAAAAUGCAGCCGGUUCCCUUGGACUUUCUACCAUGCAACUCAUAACAUGUAUACACAGGAUUUGUGAGGCAAAAGGAAUCAGCCUUAGGGUCUGGGGGUGUAGCCCAGUGGUAGAACACUUACCUAGCAUGUGUAGGACUAUGGGUUUGGUCCCCAUCACCCCAGAGAGAGAGUAGGGUGGGGCAGGAAACCAACCUUGUACCUAAGAAAUUCAGGAAAGCCAUUAGGCAAGUCACCUUCUGUGUGUCCAAGUGAGCAGGCACAACUCUGUUCUGUCCAGAAGUAGGUGCAACAGUAAUCUCAGUACCCCCAUGUGGGCAUCCGUAGGAGUGGCCAAAGUGGAGAAAGGUUCACCUUUGAGUGGGCUCCCUUUUGGGUGCAUUCAUUGUAAUAAGCUUACACCUGAGCCACAGAGUGGAGUUUUUUUAGAGGAGAAAAUCCAUGAUCUAAAGAACUUGCGUUUUUUGGAUAUGGCCUCAGGUGAGUGCGUGACUUGAUGAGCAUCCUAUACUAGCUGCAUUGUGUGGGAGUGACCAGAACUUUGUUCUGUCUUAAUCUGAUGAUCCUCAUGGAACCACUCUGCCUCCCUCAUUAUAAGGUUUCUCCUUGUUUUUGUAGUAGUUCCUGGCAGUUAUUUAUUCCAGUAUUUGGAAACAGAUAGGUUCUCGAAAGAUACCACUCAAGCCAAUCCAGCCACAUUUAGAGGGGUUCCAUGACUAUACCUGAGACUAUGGAUAUAAGACCAAACAGCUCUGUCCUGGGAUAGGGCCAUUAGCUGGAAACCCAGUCUGAUCUUUCCAUGAGUGUCAUGGAAGCCUUCCACUCCUCCCCUCUCCAAAUUUAUUUAUGCAUUCAGAAAAUACUUAUUAGAUUCCUUCUAUAUGCCUGACAUUGGCUCAGUCUCUAGAAAUAAACUGGACAAAAUUCCUGAAGUCCUUGUCCUUCUAGAUAUUAGAAUCCCAUGAGAAUAUUCUGGAACAUUGCCAAUGGUGGCAAAUGGAGACAAUCUCUGUCUAGAACAAAGAUGGCUGUUUAACAUGGGCUCCCCACACCCAGAUGGGUUAUAGUGGAUAAACUUUAAAUUAAAUUUAGAGAGUUGUUUUAAUAUAUUUCUUCUAAUAGGAUAACUAUGGAAUGGAUCUAAAAUAAAGAAUUUCAAAUUAGAGAAUUAAGCCCAAUGAAAACCAUGAAAGAGAUUAGGUACUGAGUUAAUUUUUAAUUUUCCAAACAUCAUUUCAGAAACAAUAGCUCCCUGGCAUUGAACUGGAAUCUUUGAAAACUUUGCCUCUCCUUGAAAUUCCUGAUAUGACCUCAUAUUAUGGCAUUGUUAAAUAAUCUUAACAUUUUUGGGUGUAACCGAUUUAACAAGUUGACACUUGAUGCCUUUUAUACAAUGUGUCCCUAAGAGGAGCAAGACAGAACAGGACUGGAGAUUACAGCAUGGUGAUGGGAUUUAGGUUCUCACAUUUAGUUUCCAGAACAAUUCUCAUGCUCUGAUUUGGUCUGCAAUGCCUACAAGUUACCGAAACAAGUGGCUUAAAAAUUUAUCAAAGAAGGUAUCUGUCAUUUAAUCAAAACAGUUGAGUGUGAAUAAUUUGAUUAAAGUCCUUUUUUUCUAAUCAUCAUUUGAAAAACAUGCAUUAAGGGCUUACUAUGUGGCAGGCAUUGUAGAUAAUAGAGGCUGCUACCCGCCGAAGAGUUUUGCUUCCAGCAGAGCAAAGAGACUGCUUCCAGCAGAUCAGAGUGAGGGUGAGAAGUUGCGCAAGGUCGAAAGCCAGCCAGGAAGAUGUGACAAGGAGCCACUGGGAUUGCUCUAGUUGGGUGGUCCCUCCACUAUGGUGGGGGCUGGCCUACUACAAUUAUUUAAAAGUUGGUGGUGAUACACGUGAUCCAAGCUACUUUGGAGGCUGGAGGAUUCCAAGUUCAAGGCCAGUCUCAGCAACUUAGCAGAGACCCUGUCCCCAAAUAAAAUGAAAUGAUAGAUAAAAUAAUAAACUGGUUGUAUUUGAUUGGUGUUCAAAGCAGCCUUUAGAAGAAGGUUGUACAGCAUAAAAGAUAAGUGGGUAGAUGCUCAGAAUUCUCUCUCUAACCAGCUUUGCAAUGAAUAACUAUAUGAUUUUGGCCCUUUAAGUCCUUGGUUUCAUCACUAAGUUUAUCCCUAAGACUUGAUGGAAAGUCUCCAAAUCCUUUGGGUUGUUCUAACAUUUACACUGAUUAUAUGACUUGCUUGUGUUUUCAGGUCUCAAGAAGACCAAUGCUUGGUGAGGUUGCCCAUAGAAAGCUAAAAUCAGUAUAGUAUCUCUCUUAUUAACACUUAAGGUUUAAUUGUGUUCUGAUUCCUAUGGCUCUUUUUCAUACAUUUUUCUUUUAAUCUUCACCAAAACCCUGAAGAGUUGGAGAAACUGAAGUUUAUAGAAUUCAAGUAACAUGCCCAGUUUCACAGAGGCAGUGAACACAGGGUCUAUUCAUCAGGCUCUUAGCAAGUGACAGUUACUUAUGAUUGGAUUAAAACAGUCCCAUUCAAAGAUGUUGAGCUAGUGACCUCUAAUUUCCUUCCAAACACCAACGUUCUACAUUUGUCUCAUCUUCAAAGACCAUCCUGAAGUUGUCAAAAAAGUGAGUGUAUUUGUAGGUUAUUUUGUCCCAACUAAAAAUAUGAAACUUCUUGAGCCUUGAUGAAGACAGGACAAUGUAACUAAAUAUAUGUAAAAUGACGCUUCAGCCACUUAGAAAUGAAGGUAGCCACGUUUCCUCAUUGCAAAAUGGAAGAGCCACUUUGGAAAAUGUUUUGGCAGUUUCAUAUGAACAUAUGCUUACAUAUUGAAUUCCUAGGUAUUUAUAUAUACAAGAGAAAUGCAAAUCUGUACACAAAACCCGAAUACAGAUGUUUACAGGUAUUUUCUUCAUAGUUGCCCCAAACUGGAAACCCCAAUGUCCUUCAGCUUGUGAGUAAACAAACUGGUGUAUCUGUACAAUGGAACACUAUUCAGCAAUAAAAAGAAAUAAACUUUCAAUAAGUAAA
Marmota monax (woodchuck) is the source of this 26993-nucleotide messenger RNA. RefSeq names its product SH3 domain and tetratricopeptide repeats 2 (gene Sh3tc2). The record is from RefSeq and is a predicted model, not a curated record. Gene Ontology annotation, biological process: regulation of intracellular protein transport; regulation of ERBB signaling pathway. Gene Ontology annotation, cellular component: recycling endosome. Lineage: Eukaryota; Metazoa; Chordata; Mammalia; Rodentia; Sciuridae. Bases 159 to 4046 code for a protein of 1295 amino acids. Gene Ontology annotation, molecular function: protein binding. The transcript has 17 exons.